AUGGGUUCCAAUCCCUUGUCUGCAUUGACUUCCGCAAAGCCCACACCACUCCCAACCCACGACCAAGACGACCAUGACUCACCUUCAUCCAAAGCUCUUCUCUCUUUCAGCACAGAUUCUUCCGACUCUUCUUCUUCUUCUUCAUCUCCAUCUUCCUCUUCCCAUAAAGCCCUCUUCUUCACUCUCAUCCUCACCACUUGCAUUGCCUUAUCAACAUCCUUCGCCUUCGCCUUUCUCUACUUUUCGAAACCACCAACACCACCGGUCUCUUCCACCUCCCACACCCCUUCUCUCCUCGCUCGCCCUCUCUCCAAACUCCAACGCCCCGUUGUUCUUUUAGUCUCCUCAGAUGGGUUUCGAUUCGGUUACCAAUUCAAAGCCCCCACACCCCACAUUUACCGUUUGAUCGCUAAUGGAACCGAAGCAGAAGCUGGUUUGAUUCCGGUUUUUCCCUCUCUUACUUUCCCCAACCAUUAUUCCAUUGCCACUGGCCUCUACCCUGCUUACCACGGCAUAAUCAAUAACCAUUUCACCGAUCCACUUUCUGGGGAAGCGUUUUACAUGGGAAGCCAUGACCCCAAGUGGUGGCUUGGGGAACCCUUGUGGGAAACUGUGGUCAACAAUGGAUUAAAGGCUGCCACUUAUUUCUGGCCUGGUUCUGAGGUAAAAAAGGGUCUUUGGACUUGCUCUUUGAAUUAUUGUAGCCAGUAUAAUGCUUCUAUUUCGUUUGAGGAGAGAGUUGAUACGGUUUUGGGUUAUUUUGAUUUGCCUAGUGAUGAGAUUCCUGAUUUCAUGACGCUUUAUUUUGAGGACCCUGAUCAUCAGGGUCAUAAGGUUGGUGCUGAUGAUCCUGAGAUCACUAAGGCUGUUGCUAGGAUUGAUAACAUGAUGGGGAGGUUGAUUAGGGGUUUGGAGCAAAGAGGGGUUUUUGAGGAUGUUACUGUUAUUAUGGUUGGUGAUCAUGGAAUGGUUGGUACAUGUGAUAAGAAGUUGAUUUUCCUUGAUGAUUUGGCUCCUUGGAUUGAUGUUCAGAAAGAUUGGGUUGUGACACAUACUCCUGUGCUUGCAAUUCGUCCUCCUUCUGGUCAUGACGCAUCGGAUGUUGUUGCCAAGAUGAAUGAGGGGUUGAGCUCGGGGAAAGUUGAUAAUGGGGAGUUUUUGAGGGUGUAUUUGAAGGAGGAUCUGCCAAGUAGGCUUCAUUAUGCAGCGAGUGAUCGGAUUGCGCCGAUAAUUGGGUUGAUUGAGGAAGGUUUCAAGGUUGAGCAGAAGAGAACGAAGCGCCAAGAGUGUGGGGGUUCGCAUGGUUAUGAUAAUGCAGUUUUCUCCAUGAGGACUAUUUUCAUUGGACAUGGUCCUCAGUUUGCUAGAGGGAAGAAGAUACCAUCGUUUGAGAAUGUUGAGAUUUAUAAUUUGGUUACUUCUAUUCUCAAGAUAAAGGGAGCACCUAAUAAUGGCUCUGCCUUAUUUGCAGAGUCUGUUCUUUUAUCUGCUGCAUAA
Messenger RNA from Sphenostylis stenocarpa, 1497 nucleotides. Lineage: Eukaryota; Viridiplantae; Streptophyta; Magnoliopsida; Fabales; Fabaceae. The record is from the annotation of a GenBank genome assembly.